Molecule: messenger RNA, 6109 nt
Organism: Serinus canaria (Common canary)
Lineage: Eukaryota; Metazoa; Chordata; Aves; Passeriformes; Fringillidae
Gene: PARVA
Product: parvin alpha
Exons: 13
Coding region: 311-1324 (337 amino acids)
Biological process (GO): actin cytoskeleton organization; establishment or maintenance of cell polarity; substrate adhesion-dependent cell spreading
Cellular component (GO): actin cytoskeleton; cytoplasm; focal adhesion
Molecular function (GO): actin binding
Source: RefSeq, a predicted model, not a curated record
AAUCAAAACCGCAUCCCAGCCUUCAGAACACAACUCACCAAGCUGCAAAAAGCAGAUUUAGUUUCUUUUGCAGAUGGUCUAUGAGUCUCAUGUGGCAUGAUAUUAAAUUAUAUAGGCAGUCAGUGGCUUGUUCUGGAGCGAUGCUCUGAGCCGGGCGUUGUGAUGUGCUUGGACCAUUCUGGUGCAAAACAGGCUGCAAAGCUAAGCCAGCUCCUGGUGAGAGCAGCAGCACAGGGCCCUGCAGGGGCUUCCAGCUCCUCCAGCACUGCACUUCCCCUGGGAUGCACUAUGAGGGUGGCCCAGCGACCCUAUGAUGGGCUGUGGAGCGUUUUGCCCUAAAGUGUCUGAAUUACAGGAAGAAGGAAUAAAUGCCAUUAACUUACCUCUCAGUCCCAUUCCAUUUGAACUAGACCCCGAGGACACUAUGCUAGAGGAAAAUGAAGUCCGAACAAUGGUGGAUCCAAACUCAAGAAAUGAUCCCAAACUGCAAGAACUAAUGAAGGUAUUAAUUGACUGGAUUAAUGAUGUGUUGGUGGGAGAGAGGAUUAUUGUGAAAGACUUGGCUGAAGACCUGUAUGAUGGACAAGUACUGCAGAAAUUAUUUGAGAAGCUUGAAAGUGAGAAGCUGAAUGUUGCAGAAGUUACUCAGUCUGAAAUUGCUCAGAAACAGAAGCUACAGACAGUGCUUGAAAAGAUCAAUGAAACCCUUAAACUCCCUCCAAGAAGCAUUAAGUGGAAUGUUGACUCUGUUCAUGCUAAAAGUCUCGUUGCCAUUCUUCAUCUUCUGGUUGCAUUAUCUCAGUAUUUCCGAGCACCAAUCCGACUCCCUGACCAUGUGUCCAUCCAGGUGGUGGUUGUGCAGAAACGAGAAGGAAUCCUCCAGUCUCGACAAAUCCAAGAGGAAAUAACUGGUAACACUGAGGCAUUAUCAGGAAGGCAUGAAAGAGAUGCAUUCGACACCUUGUUUGACCACGCCCCAGACAAGCUCAAUGUGGUGAAAAAGACUCUCAUCACCUUUGUCAACAAGCAUCUGAAUAAACUGAAUUUAGAGGUGACUGAACUGGAUACACAGUUUGCAGAUGGAGUGUACUUAGUCCUGCUAAUGGGUCUCCUGGAAGGCUAUUUUGUUCCCCUGCACAGCUUUUUCUUGACUCCUGAUAGUUUUGAACAAAAGGUGGUCAAUGUAUCCUUUGCAUUUGAGCUGAUGCAGGAUGGUGGAUUGGAAAAACCAAAGCCAAGACCAGAAGAUAUUGUAAAUUGUGACUUGAAGUCUACACUGAGAGUACUGUACAAUCUGUUUUCCAAAUACAGGAAUGUGGAGUGAAGAAUUGAUUUGAGUCACAAAGGAGUGCUAACAAAGAAAACAUCAUAAUUUGCGUAUCUUCCAUCAGUAUUCCUCUGCAUCUCUAUCCUAAAAGGAACAAAACCAUUUACCUGGGGAAUUCUUGGUUAUUAGUUGAAUAUUCUGACACUACUAUUUUCACAGUAGAUUUAAAACUAAUAUAACUUAUAAAGUAAAAAGGGUUUGGGGGAAGGUGUCUGGGUAUUUUCUGGGAGAAUUCAUGUCUUGGUUGUCUUCACACUGUUUUUGACAGGUGAAGCAACAGUGAAAAGAAAAUUUAGUAAGUUUGAUUCAAAUCAGCCUUUGGGGCCAAUCAUAGGAACAUUCUGUACUGAAAAAAUUAUUUUUUACAUAUAUCUUUUUUUAAUCUGGGAAGGGGAAGAAUAUUUUCUAUCCAUGGUAAGACAGUUCCAGUCUAAUAGUGAGGAAUGUGCAUGGGGGGAAGCAGUUCAAUACACUUGUUCACAUGACAGCUAAGAAGAAGAAGCUUAACCUGCUGAAUGUGUAGUUGCAGUGCUAUUACUGGGCUUUAAUUUUAUGGGUGCAAACUGAAGUGGCUGCUCAUUCCUUCAGACCUGCUAGGAUGUGAUACUCUGCUUCAGUGUGUGCUCUUGAGCACUCCACAGACCACACCUUGCAGCUUGUCACUUGUUUUUGCUCAAGGAAGAGAUCUUUUUGGCCAAAAACACUUUUCAGAAAGACACACCUGUAUACUGCAGCUUUUCUAUAAUAUUUGUAUUAUUAUAUAAUUUCAAAAGUAGAAGAAUGGCUUGGUUUUAUUUUGGCAGUUUCAUCACGGGAUUAGCAGAUUGCAAGUUUAGAUUCAUUGCUAAAUAGAAUUUAGAAUUGUCCCUUUGGUUGAUUUUAUGAUGAAUGCAUGUUCAUCAUAAUGAAGUGCAUAAUGUUCAACACUGCUGCAUAAUGUUCAACACGAGAAAAUAUCAUUCUUUUUCUAGAAAUGGUCAAAACUGCUUCCAUCUGCAAAGAUUCCAUCAGCCUGUAAAGUUCUUUGGUGGUUUUACAUGGCUACAAAGAUUUUUUUUUUUUAUUUAAUUACCACCACUUGAGCUGUUAUCUGUUUGGUUUUAGCUUUAACAAAGACACAGAAGGGAAAUGGGGAUUGAUUCUUCCCCUAGCCUGGUAGCAAGCAGCAGUUAUCCUUCCGGAGGAAGCUGGUGGAUAUUUCUGUGUCACUUCUGAAACAAACCACAAAUUCUUGGGGUCCUGCUUUACACAGUCAGGAAAGAAAUUCCUCAGGCUGCAAUUCCUUGCUAACUCUUCAGGAAUCUUGGGAGAGCUCAGAGCAGGAAGGAGAGUUGUUAACAGCCCUCCAGUGGGAGCAGAGCUGGCUCGGGUCAAGGAGGAGCGAUGGGUCAGGGCUUGAAUCGGCACCAGGAGGAAGGCAGAGCUGGCAGGGACACUCAGUGACAGCUGGGUGUUACUCAUGAGCUAAAGCACUACAUGCUCCCAUUCUGCAGGGCUUCUUUUCUUUUUCUUUCAUGUGCAGCUUUCCAGUACAACAUCAGCCCAGAGGGAACUCCAGCAGUGAUUUUCUGUCUUUGCUAAAUGCCAGCUGAUGUUUAGUAAUAAGGUGAUGCUGACUUCUGCUGCUGGGGGGGCUACUAAAUUAUUUUCCCUUGAAAAAGUUCAUAUUAUUUCUCAGGAAAGUCAAUAUUCAAUCCAAAGGACAAUGCCUGGGUGUUCUCUGAUCUCAGAAAUUAUCUGAUUGUAAGAAGCACUCUAAAUAUCUUCGUUAAAAUAUUUUCUUACCUGUGUGUUUUUAACUGGGUUUAUGAAUUUAGAGGUACAGAAAGCAACAGUUAUUUCCCCUUUACAGGGAGAAAUAGCUGGACAUUUUGACCUCAAUGAAAACAUUUUCAUUAUAGCUUUAGUGUCUGAGAAGCUAAAAAAUAGGAAUGAACCAAACUUUUUUUGUGCAAACUGAGACAGAACUUCUCAUGUAUAUAUCAGCAGCAAUUUCAGCUUAUUUCAAUGUUUAACAUGCAAGUUUUUCAUUUGCACACCUAGCAGUAAUUGUAAUAGCUAAUUAAAAAACAAAUGAUGUUUUUUCUGCAGGCCAUGCUCACCUGCAACACUUUUACAUUUCAACAGUGCUGAAAGAUUUUGACAGCCUUUGUUUUCAGGAGUGCACUUUCUUUAAAGAGGAGAUUUAUAUGGGUAAAGUGAACACUGAAGCCGUUUUCUUUGCCUGGACUUGCAAAUAAGUAUUUCUUGUGCUAUAUUGGUAUAACAUCAUUGAAGAUUUAUCUGUCAGGCUCCAUUUCCAUCCUUUUAAAACAUAAAACUGAGACGGAAUUAUUAAAUCCUCAUGCUGAAAUGCAAUUAUGCAGAGCUGUAGAAGCAUUUAAACAAUAUCCAACCUUUCCACAAUUACCUAUCCUAUGGUAGGAAUUUCUGUAAAUUCAAAUCUGCUAUAUAAACAACAGUGUCCUAUGUAAAUAUAGAUCCAUGUGAUAGUUUUAACACUCACACACAGAUAGUGUAUGCUGCCAUGUAGGAGUGGGUCACUGCCUAUGUUUUUGACAGUGUAGAUUUAAAUAGCUAUCAGAUAACUCCAAAAUCCAGUAUAGAGAUUAUAUCUAAUAUAUAUUGCUUUGAUUCAGAGUAUAAGAGAAAUAUAGAAUACUACUGUAGACAGCUUGCUUUUCAGCAGUUGGUGUGGGCCAGCCCCUUCCUUCAGGGAAGGGAAAAGUUAUCUGGGCCAAAUUCUGCCACACCUACAUUUCUUUUCUUCUUGAUCCACAGCAAUGCGCCCUGACAUAUGCUGAAAGCAGAAUUCUCCUCUCUGUUUAUGUCAAGAUGGAAGUUGUUUAAAUUUUAGUCAAUCCCAGGUUUAUUUAUAAUUACUUAAAAUGAUGAAGUGGGCCCAAGUCAAUUGAUUUAGCUCAUGUGAGGCACGAGCAGGCACCUGGAGAGGCCAGUUCCUCUGGUGGCCCAGAGGAGCCUGUGGUCUCAAGGCUGCUCUCUCAGCCCUGUGGAUCCCAAAGCCAGCUAGGGUAACUCCAAGGCCCUGCCUGAGCAUCUCGUGGUGGUCCUGGGAUCCCACCCACCAGAGCAAUGUGCCUGCCUCUUGUGCUGUGUCACACAGACCCCACAUUUGGGCAGCUGAGCCCACCCAAAUUGGCCAAUUCCUGGCCUGCCUUGAGUAGCAGUCAAGCAGUGAACUCUGCUGCUGCUGGGGCAUUGUGAAACCCCCAGAAGAGCAGUUUUCUGUGGCUUCUGAUUCACCCAUGGCACCCAGCAAUGGAGUGUUGGUAAUCACCAAAAAAAACCCAAACAGUGUUGGUAAUCACUCCAAUAACAGAGUAUCUAGGAGACUUCUGUGCCUGGAGAUGGGCAUCCUUUCCCUCUUGAUGGAUCCUGGUGUGCUCUUUCAAACACACUGAACUUACUCUUUGGGGUUUUUUUAAAAGAGGAGCUACAGACUUUUCAUAGUGUGUCAGUAAGGUGUUGUCAAAAUAAUUACCUAAAAUCCUGAUAGCUUGAGGUCAGCUCCUUUCAGGUUUCUUUCUCAGCUGACUGGCUGUCAUUUGCCAUGGAGAACAAGUCCAUAAUUUUACCCCAGCCACACUCAUGAAGCCCAGAAUUGGAUUGCUCUGUAUUUCUGAUGGAGUCCAGACUAACCAAGUUUCCUCUGAAAUGUGCUGACUGCAGAGUGUGCAGUUCUUUACAUUUCCUAGUCAGGAGCAGCUCCCUGUUUCAGAGGGUGGCAGCCCUUGCAGCUCCAUAGCUCAGGAGCUGGAUGAGGUCCUGAUCCACUGCAGGGAAUGGUGCAGGAAAUCCCAGAGCCUCUUACAGAGCAUUGCAGUGCUGGGGGAUGGGUGCAUUCAAGCAGACCACGAUGAUUGGGGCAUUGGUUGGCUUUUGUUCCUACUUUUUAUUCUAGAAGUACGAUUUUAAAUUCAUGUUCCAGAUUAUUUUAGUAGACACCUUACUGCAAGGCACAGUGUUGUGAAGCAGAAUGGCUUUUAGAAGUUUAUCUCAUUAGAUAAAGAUGUAUGUGAUGUUUAAUAUACUAGAUGCCAGCCUUAGGUCUGUUUUUGUUAUUCUUGUUUUCCUCUCAAAACAACCUUCAUCAAUGGCCAAGCAUCCAAAGAGAAAACAGUGCCUUGAAAACCUCUUGCAAGAUUUUUACACUGUUACCUGAAGUAGACUUUUGUCAUUUUCUUGUAAGAAUUAGUGUGGGCUUUCUCUUCACACUCAAGGUACAAUUACAGACUGAAGAAAUCCUUUGUAAAGUUACAAUUAGCUUGCAUGAAGAUAUUUUAUUUUGGUUUGUCACAUGAAAAAAUUGACAUAGCACCACCAGAAUUUUUUAAUUAGGCAUACCUCAGUAUCCACAGGUUUUUCUAAAGAGGUUUUAAAUCAUUCAGCAUUUACAAGGGCUAAUUUUAUGUAUUCUGAAAAUAUUUUGUGUGACAUUGUUUCUGCAAUAAUGAGAUUUUCUUUUUUAACCAUUUAAUACCAUGCACACUGCAACAGUACUAGAGUCAUUGAAACAUUUGGUCCUCAAUUUCAAUAUCAAACUAACCGAGGAAAAAGAAUAUUUUCAAAAUUUGCUAAACAAGUAUCAAAAAAAUUAUUAGUUAAAGUUAAGCUGCAUUGCCUUCAACAGCAGAGUUAGUAGCUUUCACAGAAUAUAUGUACUCUGUCAGUAAAAGACACACUCGUGCUGAUUUUUAUUUUCUGUGCUUUUCCUGAAACCUUUUGUUAUGAUCCACAAUAAAAUUUGCACCUGAAAAUCAA